AUGAGCGGGGCCCCGGGCGGCCGCCGCCCGACCUUCCCCGGGCUCCCAGGUAGGGCCGGGGCCGGGGCCGGGGUUUUGGGGAGGCUCGGGGCGCUCGGAGCCCCGCACCCAGUGUCGGUCCCCGCAGGGGAGCGGGUGCUCGAGGAGGCGGCGGGCGCCCGGCGGCGCCGCGGGAACGGCGGCGGCUCUGUCCCGGGGACGCUGCUCUGCACCAACCGGCGCCUCGCCUUCCUGCCCGGCCAGGCUCCUGGCUCCCGUGGCCUCCUCCGCUCCGAGGACGAGGUGGCCCUGCCCUGCAUCCACAAGCUGGUGGCAGCCAGCAGCUUCUCCAAGCCCAAGGUGCUCACGGCCAACUCCACCCUCAAGUUCAUCCCGGAGGAGCUCGCCGUGUUCUGCCGGGAUUUCCGCCUGCUCCGCUUCUCCUUCCCCGAGAACGGUUUGGCCCCGCAGGCGUUCCGGGUGGCCAAUGCCAUCGCACAGGCACGGGAGGCGGCUGCGAGGCUGGGGGAUGCUGCUGAUGGUUGGGCCAGCUCUGGAGAAGCCAUCCCAGAGGAGGAGGAGGAGGAGGAUGAGGAUGAGGAUGAAGGCUCGUCCACCACGCUGCUCUUCGAGAGCCUGCGGGACUGGGAGGAGGAGCUGCGGCGUCUCGGCGCUGCGGGCUGGAGGGUGAGCGCCGUCAAUGAGCGCUUCGACAUGGCCCCGAGCCUCCCCCAGUACCUCUGGGUGCCCAGUGGGCUGCUGGACCACGACCUCAAGAGAACCUUUGCCCACUUCCAGGAGCGACGGGUGCCUCGCCUGUGCUGGCACCACCCGGGAGGGGGGGACCUGCUGAGAGCUGCCAGCUUCCACCCAGCCUCAGAGCCGGGCAGCGAGGACGUGAGGUGCCUGGAGGAGCUGCUGCUGGGGGGCCGUGGGCCCUGUGUGUUGGCUGACACGGCUGAGCUGCCCACUCUGGCUGACAUCCAGCUCGCCCACCUGAGGCUGAGGGCGCUCUGCCUGCCAGGUGCAGUGGCAGAGGAGAAGUGGCUCUCGGCCCUGGAGGGGACACGCUGGCUGGACCAUGUGCGCUCUUGCCUGAGAAAAGCAGCGGAGGUGGCGUCGCUGCUGGUGGGGAAGCGCUGCUCCGUGAUCCUGCAAGAACCCUCAGACCGGGACCUGAACUGCCUCCUGGCCUCUCUGGUGCAGCUCCUGGGGGACCCCCACGCCCGCUCCCUGCCCGGCUUCCAGAGCCUGGUGCAGAGGGAGUGGGUGGCAGCCGGGCACCCCUUCCCACGGCGCCUGGGGCUGCUGUGCCAGGACAGCCCCCGGGAGGAGGCCCCCGUGUUCCUGCUCUUCCUGGACUGCACGUGGCAGCUCCUGUGGCAAUUCCCGGCGGAUUUUGGCUUCACCGAGGCUUUUCUGCUGGCGCUCCACGACAGCAGCUUCAGCCCCUACUUCAGCACUUUCCGCUUCAGCUGCCAGCGCCAGCGGGGCCGCAGCAGCCUGCCCCGGCUCCCCAGCCAGACCUACCGGCCCAUGGGGGGCUGGCAGGACCCCGGGGGGCACAGGGGAGACCCCCGGCCCUGCAGCUUCCCCCCGGUGUGGGCCUGGGGCCGGCGCUACACCCGGCAGCAGCGGGAGCAGUUCCAGAACCCUGUGGGACCCCCGGGCCCUGCUGGGCCCCUGACCCCGAGCACGCCCCUUUUUAUUCCUAUUUUUUCACCCCAUUUUUCCCUCCCUGUUUUCCCUUCAAGGGAAAAUCCCAAAAUGGGAUUUUUUUUUUUCCCCUUUUUUGUUUUCCCCUAUUUUUUCCUAAUCCCAGUUUUGCUUCUUCCCCAGCCCGCAGAGCCCUGCCCGUGGGGGGAGCCCAGGCUGGUGCUGACUCUGGCCAAGGGCUCCUUGUGCCCCCACCCCCUGCCCUGGUGGAGCCGCCCCCCACUCCGGGGGUCCCCCUCAGGCAGCCAGGGGACACUGGGGGGGCUCUUGGGGACGUGCCAGCCCCCCCCGGGGCUGCUGCUGCCCUGCACUGCCGGGCCCUGCGUGCGGCUCUGGCACCGCUGCUACCUCAGGGGGCUGCCCCAGGAACAGCGAGGGCGCUUGGCCCCAUCCCUGGCCGGGCUGGCUGAGGAGCUGCAGCUGCUCCAGGAGCGACUCCGUGCCUGGAACCUGCGGAGACCCCACUGA
This is a messenger RNA of Agelaius phoeniceus (red-winged blackbird), 2163 nucleotides long. The record is from RefSeq and is a predicted model, not a curated record. Lineage: Eukaryota; Metazoa; Chordata; Aves; Passeriformes; Icteridae.